Echinops telfairi (small Madagascar hedgehog) is the source of this 1128-nucleotide messenger RNA. RefSeq names its product autophagy related 101 (gene ATG101). The coding region runs from base 335 to 991 and encodes 218 amino acids. The record is from RefSeq and is a predicted model, not a curated record. The transcript is spliced from 4 exons. Gene Ontology annotation, biological process: autophagosome assembly; autophagy. Gene Ontology annotation, cellular component: phagophore assembly site. Lineage: Eukaryota; Metazoa; Chordata; Mammalia; Afrosoricida; Tenrecidae.
UGAAUGGACUCGUCCAAAGGCGGGGGAUACUUCUCACGCUCACCUCCUAAACGCCCAGGCGUAACCCAAAAAAAGUAGCAUACCAAUUACAGAUCAACCUAUAGGCGAUUCCUUCGGAUUAUACUUUCCCGCGGCUCAUCCCCCCCUCCGUACGCGGAGGCUUCAUCCCCUGCGACCACAGGAGCUGGGAGGAAGGAGGCGAAGGAAGGGGCAUGCUCCCAGCCUGAGUGGCCGCGCCCCGGCCGGUCCACAUAAGUUGGCUGGCCCCUGAGUGGGCAGACGCUCGCCGGCUCCAUCCCUGUCCCUCCACCCGAGGUGGGCCACCAGCUGCGGGAUGAACUGCCGUUCGGAGGUGCUGGAGGUGUCCGUGGAGGGGCGGCAGGUGGAGGAGGCCAUGCUGGCCGUGCUGCACACCGUGCUCCUACAUCGCAGCACGGGCAAGUUCCACUACAAGAAGGAGGGCACCUACUCCAUUGGCACUGUGGGCACCCAGGAUGUUGACUGUGACUUCAUCGACUUCACCUACGUGCGCGUCUCCUCCGAUGAGCUGGACCGGGCCCUGCGCAAGGUUGUCGGGGAAUUUAAGGAUGCCUUGCGCAAUUCCAGUGGCGACGGACUAGGGCAGAUGUCCCUGGAGUUCUACCAGAAGAAGAAGUCGCGCUGGCCGUUCUCAGACGAGUGCAUCCUAUGGGAAGUGUGGACGGUCAAGGUGCACGUGGUGGCUCUGGCCACUGAGCAGGAGCGGCAGAUCUGCCGGGAGAAGGUGGGCGAGAAGCUGUGUGAGAAGAUCAUCAACAUUGUGGAGGUGAUGAACCGCCACGAGUACCUGCCCAAGAUGCCCACGCAGUCGGAGGUGGACAACGUGUUCGACACCGGCUUGCGGGACGUGCAGCCUUACCUCUACAAGAUCUCCUUCCAGAUCACCGACACCCUGGGCACCUCCGUCACCACCACCAUGCGCAGGCUCAUCAAAGACACCCUCGCCCUCUAGGGGCACUGCGUCUGGGGUUCUGUGUGGCUCCAGCCUUGGUAUCUGGGGAAGUUACUGUUGAGGCCCCUGGGGCGCUGGACACCUGCUCUGGGUCCUGAGCGCAGACUUGGAAGGGACAGCUCCUGGCUUCCUUGUUU